GAUUCUUCCCGUAUGCGUAAACUAAACCGCCGCGCCACGCAGAUAUCGAUCGAUUCCGCCCGCGCGUGAAAAAACUUUCUCCAUAGUGUGGGUGUAAAAGCGUUCGCACGCGCGCACAUACACAUAGCCAUACGCAACCGGCCACGAUUCAUUGAACACCUCGGCGUCUCUCGCGGCGUGUGCGCGCGCCAGUACUUAUAUGUCGAUGCGCCUCUCAUUACUCUCUUCUCCUCGAGAGAGGGGGGAAGCCCCUUGAGAAAAGAGCGAACAAACACAGCGCAGACGGUGCUGGCGUGUAUAUAGGUGUAAGUGCGAACGUACGUAUCUUACGUACACACAAGCCCGUCAGUUUACGUUCUGCUGGCGGAUGAGCUGCAGCAGUCUAGCGCGCGGCGGCGGCGGUCCAUAUAUUCUUUUUUUAACCGCGGAAACGGCGCGAGCAGUCGUGUAAUUCACGGCUCCGCCGCACCCACAAGUGCCUCUGCCUCUGCUGCUGCUGCUCAAGCUGUGUCGUAUACAUAUAUACACACGCACACAUAUACGCACUGCUCUCGCAGUCGAAUCGCGCGUCUUGUGUCCGUGGAUGGCGUCAAAGCUGCUGCACGCGGAGCCAGCCUGUUGACUGCUCUGCUCCAGUCGUCGAUUCGUUUUUCUCCUUUGAUCACCUGCAGAGCGACACGACGAUAACAACAACGCGCCGUUACGUCACUCCUGUGUGUACGAUUCGGAGUAUACAUCGGCCGGGGCUUUCUUCUCCUGAUCUCGAGUGCCAGGAACGCCGUAACGAGGGAGCAUGUCGUGGGCGACGAACAACGACAACAACAGGAUGAACUACUCGUCGACGUACAAGCUAGUCGUCGUCGGUGGCGGUGGAGUCGGCAAGUCGGCGAUCACGAUACAGUUCAUUCAGAGCUACUUCGUGACCGACUACGACCCGACCAUCGAAGACUCGUACACAAAACAGUGUGUCAUCGACGAUGUUCCUGCGAAACUCGACAUUUUGGACACUGCUGGCCAAGAAGAAUUCAGUGCUAUGCGAGAACAGUACAUGAGAAGCGGCGAGGGAUUUCUGCUCGUUUUCUCGGUGACGGAUCACUCAUCCUUCGACGAGAUCUUCAAAUUUCACAGACAAAUUCUGCGAGUGAAAGAUCGCGACGAGUUUCCCAUGCUCAUGGUCGGCAACAAGGCUGAUCUAGAUCAUCAACGAGCGGUCUCGGUGGAGGAAGCCCAGAAUCUUGCGCGACAAUUGAAAAUCCCGUACAUCGAGUGCAGUGCCAAACUACGCAUGAACGUGGAUCAAGCUUUUCACGAGCUUGUGCGCAUCGUACGGAAAUUUCAGCUGUCCGAGAGGCCGCCGUUAAAGCCUAAUUAUAAGAAAAACAAGAAGUGUUGUGUCUUAUAAACAUGCCUUUGACAAUCAUCGAGAGUAUGAUUGGAAAGAAAAGAAACUGCGAGCAUUGAAUCGUUGCUAACAGAGGAGUACACUGCGCCUCCGAGACAAAUUUUAGUAUUGAAUUCAUUAUAAUCAAAGCGAAUGAGGGGUAUAGAAAAUUCAAAGAAACCUGCAGUCAUUACCAUUGACCAAGUAUAUGUACAAUAACGUUUUGUGUAUGUAAACGAAGCUGAGCUUCCGGCGUAUAACUCUUAAGUUUGCGGCUCCUUUUCGAGUCAGCAUUGACUUUUUAAACUAUAUAUAACUAUAUAAACGAAAGUUCAAUGCGAAUGUUAUUAUACUAAUGAUAGUACUCGUUUAUGUAUAAUGACGCGUAUUAGUAACAUAACGAAUUGUCGAGGGAAAUUAAUUUUUGCGAUGGCACAACGUUCCAAAGCACAAAACAGUAGAUUAGUAGACGAUAUAGACAUUUUUGAUAUUAUUUUACUGCGUUUUUCUCGUAAUAAUGUAUAACUUAAGAUUUUUUAACAAUCAAUUGAUUAAUACUGCUAUAGGGACGAUAAUAGGGAAUUUUUGAAAACCAUACUACUCAAAGAUUUGCCAAUACAGCUAAAUCUUUGAUUAUUUUAAAGAAUUCGUCUUCUCGACUUUUUACACUGCAUAUUCAAAUCCGUACAAAAGUAUUUAUCCAUACAACCCCGAAGUACUACUAAAAAUAUACAAUAAUGGUUUUUAUAGCGCAGAAUUUAUAAUGACCUAUUUUAUGAAACGAAGGCAAUUAUGUCUUCAUUUUAAAUGAAAGUGCAAUUAAACUUUUCAAAUUUAAGUUUUACCUAUUGACUAUACGUAUAAAAUUCAUAAAAAUUUGAUCAAAUUUUAAAAAGCAGUACAUACUGCAAUGUCAUGCUUAUGACCAAUUGUAAUACAAAAAUUAAGUCCGCUCGUUGAUCGAGUGGCAGCCCACGUUUAUAUACAAAUUAUAUAAAUAAAAAUUAUACACACGUGAAUAUGUGAAGAAUCAUUUAAACUCCCGCAACAAACAAUAUACUAUUUAUAUUGCAUUAUCUCAAAGGGUCAUUUUCAGUACCAGUGAAUCAACCUGUCGCGUAGCGAAACUGUACCAAAAUGUUUUUCAUAACUUUUAUAUUAAGCAACUGUAACAAAAAAGGUUUGUUCUAUGUAUUUACAAAAUAAAUAAAUAGAUAAACAUGUAAAAUCAUAAAAUAGAAA
Nasonia vitripennis (jewel wasp) is the source of this 2623-nucleotide messenger RNA. It is a transcript of the gene Ras64B, whose product is annotated as ras-like protein 2. The transcript has 4 exons. The record is from RefSeq and is a predicted model, not a curated record. Gene Ontology annotation, molecular function: GTPase activity; GDP binding; GTP binding. NCBI's taxonomy places the organism in Eukaryota, Metazoa, Arthropoda, Insecta, Hymenoptera, Pteromalidae. The coding region runs from base 794 to 1402 and encodes 202 amino acids. Gene Ontology annotation, biological process: signal transduction. Gene Ontology annotation, cellular component: plasma membrane.